AUGGCGCACGACCAGCAAGACCUGCCUCCUCUACCUGGUGAAGCUGUCGAGAACCAGAUGGCGCACAGCAAGCGAAACACCUCCCGCGCAGUCUUCACCUCACACGAGCGGGCACUGGCAAAGUCCAACUGGUCAACAGGCUCGGCACGCCUCAAUCGCGAUUCCUUCCUGCCCUUUGGCUCUUGUGGUCUCUGUCUCGGCAUCGCCCGGGAGCCUGUCGCUUGCCUGCACGGCGAUAUCUUUUGCCACGAGUGCGCCCUCGCCAACCUCCUAGCGCAGAAGAGGGAUAUCAAGCGAACGGCCAGGGUUCGUCGCGACGCUCAGCAAGAGGCCGAGCGUAUCAAGGCCGCAGAGCACGAGGAAGAUUGCGAAAGAGUUGUCCGCGAUUUCGAGACAAGUCAGGUCGGGCUGCCCACUACGAGCAAGCGAGGCAAGCCGGAGAUUAUCCCCGGAGAGCUGCCCUCGGAUGCACUGGUCCUUCACCCUGGCGGCAAGAACAAAUUUGCACUGGACGAAAAGGAGUUGAGUCGGAUAGCCGAUGAGGACAGGCUGAAGGCGCGACAGGCGAUUGACGACGAGAAGGUUGUAUUUCCCCCUUCACAUCCCGGUGACUGA
This is a messenger RNA of Drechmeria coniospora, 615 nucleotides long. RefSeq lists its product as uncharacterized. The coding region runs from base 1 to 615 and encodes 204 amino acids. The record is from RefSeq and is a predicted model, not a curated record. Gene Ontology annotation, cellular component: nucleus. NCBI's taxonomy places the organism in Eukaryota, Fungi, Ascomycota, Sordariomycetes, Hypocreales, Ophiocordycipitaceae. Gene Ontology annotation, molecular function: ubiquitin protein ligase activity. The transcript has 3 exons.